UCUGCCUCUAGAUCUAUCCAUGAGAUGUGAGAGGAGCAUUGAUGGGAAGCCAAGUAAUGAUUGGUUAUCGAUGUACUCGGAAACUUCAAAUCAAAUAAGUAUGUCACGUACCUCUUUUUCUUGUCUGACUGGUCCAGCUACUCUACUUUCCCAAUUGGUAUGCACUCUCCGUACAUACAUGUACUAUAUACAUUAUCGAUUUCCCUUCAACACUAUAAACUGCUCUGUCUCUACUCGUCAUCCUUCUAUUGGGGAAUCUCUUGAAGCGUAG
Periconia digitata is the source of this 271-nucleotide messenger RNA. The record is from the annotation of a GenBank genome assembly. NCBI's taxonomy places the organism in Eukaryota, Fungi, Ascomycota, Dothideomycetes, Pleosporales, Periconiaceae.